Messenger RNA from Actinia tenebrosa (Australian red waratah sea anemone), 2188 nucleotides. RefSeq names its product E3 ubiquitin-protein ligase TRIM56. The record is from RefSeq and is a predicted model, not a curated record. Gene Ontology annotation, molecular function: protein binding; zinc ion binding. NCBI's taxonomy places the organism in Eukaryota, Metazoa, Cnidaria, Anthozoa, Actiniaria, Actiniidae.
UAGCUCCUUCAAAUCGAAUUUUCAUCCCCCACCUUUACUUUAUAGCCAGUCCCUUCUUUCUCCUGAUGCGGGAUUCCUGUGUAUGUUCCAUCACGCAUGUCUCUUAGCGCAAUAUUCGAAACCAAACAAACUAUCAAUGUAAUGUACACAGUGUUCAUGGAACAGACGUGAGUGGGUUUGAUAUGAAAAAAAUCCUUGAUUAGCGAUGUUUGAGAAGAAGGAGCUUGUGUGCUCUUUAUGCUAUUCUAAAUAUGGAACCGGUUUUCCACAAAGAAUCCCUCGUAAUCUUCACUGCAAGCACACAUUUUGCACUGAAUGUGUUACAAAARUAAGAGAUUUGCAAGGCGAUGUAAUAGAAUGUCCAACGUGCAAGUUACGAACUCUACUGACAAAUGAAGGCAUCGAAGGUCUUACUAAAAACCUCGACAUUCUCUCGGCUGUCUUCGAAGAUGAAAAAGAACAAGAACAAACGUGUAAUUUUUGUGCUACCAAGGUCUACCCACCAAAGUCAGCCAGAUUCUUUUGUACUGAAUGCUCUGUUUAUUCCUGUGGUAGCUGUUCUGACGAGAUACAUUCUCAGAUGGACUUCAGAUCRCACAGCAUCUGUCUCGCCAGCGCACAGGAUCGCAAUACACAAGAGAGCCCUUCAAAAGAUAAGAGACCAUCUUCUUCAAGUCUGAGUGAGGGGCGAACAUCCAACCAGCAGAUUCAAAAGCGGCCGUCAAGCUCUCUAUUGGACUACGGGCUUCUUCCAGAUUGUUUAAAACCUAGUCUUGUCCCAGAAUGCCCUGAGCACAAGGAAAAACUGAAGUUCUACUGCCGUAGCUGUAAUGCAUUGUGCUGUGGAUUCUGUCAGAUGUACGGUUCGCACGUGGGGCACAGUUGCUUUGAAGUACACGAAGCAGAAGAACGUGAAAGAAGGAUAUUAGAACAACUUCAAGCAGCUGUAGACGAGCAUGGAGACAAAUACAUCAAAGCUCGYGGUGAAGUUCAAAGAACGAUUGAAGAUGUGAAGCAGGGAACUAUCGUKGCUAAGGAUGUUGCUAGGCGGUACUAUAGAGAACUCAGAGCUGCAAUUGACCAAGGAGAGAAAUUGCUGAUGCAGGAAAUAUCCAAGAGAAGUGAAACAAAGCUGAUGGCUUUGAAUGAACAAGUCAGGCAGUCGGAGUCUCCAUGUCCACCAGAAAAGCUUUCCUGUUCCAUUACCGAAGACAAGAAUGUCCGUGUUGUGUGGAACCCACCGGAUUCGAAUUUCUUUUUGUAUCCCGUGGUGGGAUAUCUACUUCAGUGCAGUACAGGACCCAACAAUUCGUUCGUAGAAAUCUACAAAGGCUUUGAUCACAAUGUAAUAGUCGACAGACUAAAGCUGCUUCCUCCUGGAGAACAUGUCCAGUUUCGCUCAUGCGCAAUCAAUACUGUGGGGCAAGGACCUUGGAGCUUCGCUUAUGGAAUAAAGAUACCAGUCUAGCACACAUACAUAUCGYCAGAACGUUCUUGAAGAAUACAGUAUUUAUACAAUAUGAGAAGUAUUUAUGCUCUAUGCAAGAAAGAAUACAUCGGUCCAUUUUGUUUGUGAAUUCAUCACGAAGUCAUAGUUAAGUAAUUAAGCAAGAUUAGCACAAACCUGCGCUCUACACUAACGUUUUUCAGAUAAUUCUUCACGUGCAAUGGGCUAAAAAGUCGACAAAUGAAAACCUGAAAAACUUUCAAAAAGUAGAAGAAUUUGUACGAGAAAAUACCCAGGGACUGCAUGUUUUGGUCAAUUUUUAAAUGCUUCUUAUUAACCCCUAAUCGUUUUAAAAUAAGUUUUCUUCAUCAUUGUGAUAAUUUAAACAUGCUUUUUCCGGCUAGAGCAAUUAGCUUUCUGUUUUACUAAAUUUAAAAAUACCUGUUAGAAGCUAAAACAAAAAUAGGGGUUGAUCAGAUCAAAUUGUUAUAUUACAUCAUUGUGACGAUUGAGAUACAUCACGACCUGUUUAUCAAUGUGAAAGCUCCACUACAACAACCAAGGCCUCCCAGACAAAUUUUCAAACAAAUUAGGCAAUUAUGCGCGAUUGAGUUUUUAAACAAAGGAAUCUGUGCACGUUUUCAUAUUUUUCCUUUAAAGUAUGCGCCUAAUUCAAAAAACUUUGUCAUCGCCAAAGGCGAUAGGCAAUAGGCGAAAAGAUAUAGGAUAUAUGUCAUUCCA